UAGUUGAAGGCUGUUACGGCCGGAGACGGCCCUAUAUUAUAAGACCGCUAUUGACGGGCACUUCCUGGUGAUGGGUCUGCGGCCCUAAGUAAAGAAGUCUGUUCCUGCCGUUUGGACCAUGAACCCCAGGCCAUGUUCUCUAGUGUCCCAACCCUGAUCUUCCCCCGAGAAGGCUUCCCUGUGAGCCUCUCCUGCUCCAUUCUCUAACCAUGUCGACCCAAGGGUAUACGGACUGCGUCCCUGGGACGUUCUAUGGGCUCGAGAAUAAGGAGGUCAACCCGGGUGACAUCCUUCAGCUCCGAUGGGGCGCGAUCGACAAUGGAGAUACUCCACUCAACAUCUCUCUGGGCCGCGCCGGAGGCACUCUCAUCGAUGAAAUCACGGUGGGUGCGAAGUUCACCACAACCAGCUCUCUGUACCAACUCGUCGUCAACGAGACCGCCAACUGCACCUUGGAACAAUACACCUGGGCCAUCCCCAGCGAUUUCAACACUACCAAUCCCCAAUACCAGAUCGGACUAUUCAACGCCACCGCCAAGUUAGGUACCUACGGAAUCGACCUAUACGGCUGGAUCAGCUGGAGUGAUUACUUCUACGUGCGCGAAAAGGGCGCCGCGACGACGACCACGGCAUCCACCACUGCGACCUCGACUGGCUCAGCGCAGUCCACCGGUGCCGCAACCUCUGGCUCGUCCUCGACCACUUCUUCGCCCGCUUCCUCCCACAGCUCCAGCUCCAGCUCCAGUAGCGUCGGCAUCGGCGUCGGCGUCGGCGUGGGUGUCGGUGCCGCCGCCGUGAUCGGGGCCCUCGCAUUCUUCUUCCUCCGUCGGCGAAAGAAGAGGCAGAGGGCGACCCCAAUCCCCACGCAGGAGACGAGUGAAGUGGCGGGAUCGCCACUGUACGAAUUACCUGCCCCGGCGAAGAAGCAGCCGGUUCCAGAGGGGACGCAGAUGUACGAGCUUCAAGGAUGAUGUGGGGUUUACGAUCAAGAAGAGAGGAACUCUGAACGGGUCCUUUUGCUCGCUAUCAAUCUACUUGAAGGGAAGAGGCCGGCCUUUGAAGUACAUCGAAACGGGAUUGCGAGUCCCCACUGUUCUGGAAGCCCCCCGACCUUGACUCGCAACCCCCACGUCCACCACUAUGGACACUGCACCACCACGAUUCUAGCCUUGCGAAUCAGCUCUCCCCUUCUGACCCGUU
Messenger RNA from Aspergillus aculeatinus CBS 121060, 1200 nucleotides. RefSeq lists its product as uncharacterized. Bases 210 to 971 code for a protein of 253 amino acids. Lineage: Eukaryota; Fungi; Ascomycota; Eurotiomycetes; Eurotiales; Aspergillaceae. The transcript has 2 exons. The record is from RefSeq and is a predicted model, not a curated record.